AUGUCCGAUGCCGACGACUAUCUUCAGCAAGGGUUUAACCCGCGCAACGUCACUAUCCCACGCUUGCGAUCCAUCCUUGUCACGCACGGCAUUGAUUACCCAUCCACAGCGAAGAAGACACAGCUCGUAGCUCUAGUUGAGGAGCACGUUUUGCCCCGAGUCCCAAAGCUGCGAGCAGAACGCGCUCGCGCAAAGCGCUCCAGUCUUGGCAUUGUUAAUGCUGGCAGUGCGCAAGAUGACGGCCUUUGGGAUGACGAUGAGCUGUCGCCUCCCCGCCCUACCUCUCGACGUUCAAAGUCCCCGCGAAAGAGUUCCGCCCGCGUCAAGGUCGAGGAAGAGGAGCCUGCCACUCCCAUAUUCCGCACCGAGCCCAAGCGCAGUUCUCGCGCAUCGCGUUCCGUUAGCAGACAGCUCUCCCAUGGCCCUGAAGAUGAUGCCCACCUUUACGCCGCGUCCGUUUCCUCUCGCCGGUCCAGCCGCCGGACUGUUACGCCUCAAAUAAAGCCUGAGCCUGAGCCUCAGCCCGAACCUGAGCCUCUGGUGGAGGAAGAGGAGGAAGAAUCCGAAGAAUCCGAGGAAGAUGACACCGAAGAGGAACCAACGCAAUACGAAGAAGAGCCGAGUGUCUUUACCCAUGAUAACCCCUUCCAAGGUGGCAGCUCUUCGCCUCCUAUGCAAACGCCCAGCCGGCGGCGAACUGUGAGCGUUGAGCCUAUUAAGAGCGCAAAAUCUGAUCGCCGUCGCACAGCAGUUGCUACAGAAUCCACUCGCGCUGCCAGGCGCUUUGAAAUGGCGACACCUCCUCGCCGCUACAAGAAGCCGGACCAUCUACUCGAGCCGGGUGAGGAGUUUACUCCCGACGCACAAUUAGAGCUUGAGGAUGAAGCAGCUGCCGGUGACGUAGCAGCUAUUCGCCGACAAGCCGUUGUCAAACAAAAGCGUAGGGGCAACAUCAAGACACCCUUCUUUGUGCUCUUGAUGGCACUAUUUGGCGCCUAUCUUGCCUGGUUCCGACAGGAGAAGCUGGCCGUUGGAUACUGUGGCUUGGGUCGGCCCGCGAAGCAGAUCAUUCCACCAGAUAUCCCUGUCCCGGACGCUCUCCUACCUUUUAUCGAGCCCGAAUGCGAGACGUGUCCUCAGCACGCUUUUUGCUACGAGGACUACACCGUCCGCUGCCAGGAUGAUUUUAUCCUGAAGCCGCAUCCUCUUGCUCUUGGUGGACUUAUUCCUCUGCCGCCAACUUGCGAGCCUGACAGCGAAAAGGCUCGACGUGUACAGGCAGUUGCUGACAAGGCCGUUGAAGAGCUGAGGGAUCGCCGCGCAAAGUACGAGUGCGGGGAGUUGACAAACGAAGCCGGCGAGCAGGAAGACUCUCCAACAAUUGCCGAGGAGGAACUCAAAGCUACCGUUAGUGAAAAGCGCAACAAGCGCAUGAACAGUCAAGAGUUCGACGAGCUUUGGGAAGCUGCUAUUGGCGAGAUUACUGGCCGAGAUGAAGUCGAAGUCCAAACGACAUCGCCCGAUUCCCCCGGUGUUUCAAACAGAAGAAUAUCGUCCACCUCUCUCGCUCGCCUUCCGUUCCGCUGUGCGGUCAAGAGAUCCAUCCGCAGCGGACUGGCAAGAUAUCGACUCCCAAUUGGACUUCUGAGCAUGCUUGUCCUUGGUGUAUUAUAUCUAAAAGCCAGCUACCGCAAGCACCUCGCGACCUCUGCUCAGAUCCCGGCCCUUGUGGAUACGGUGUUGGGAAGGCUCGCAAACCAAAAGGAGCUGGGCGAUGAGGAUCUAGAUGAGCCAUAUUUGUUCCUGCCGAACCUGCGAGACGACGUUCUCCGCUCUGUACACUCGCUGACCGAGAGGGAUCGCAUAUGGCAGCGCGUCCGAGUCGUGGUGGAGCAGAACAGCAAUGUUCGCACAAGCCAGAGAGAAGGUCGCAGCGGCGAGGUCGGCCGUGCAUGGGAAUGGAUUGGCGCCAGUAAGGGCGAGGCCGCGAGACGGCGACGCAGCGGCCGGGUUUCGUGGGCACCCUCAGACAUGGGCGCCGAGACGCCCGAGUCGAAACAAGACGUUGAAGUAAAAAAGUGGGAAGAGCCGAGGCCAAUAUACUAA
This is a messenger RNA of Cordyceps militaris CM01, 2106 nucleotides long. RefSeq names its product sister chromatid separation protein (Src1), putative. The record is from RefSeq and is a predicted model, not a curated record. NCBI's taxonomy places the organism in Eukaryota, Fungi, Ascomycota, Sordariomycetes, Hypocreales, Cordycipitaceae. Gene Ontology annotation, cellular component: nuclear inner membrane. The coding region runs from base 1 to 2106 and encodes 701 amino acids. Gene Ontology annotation, molecular function: chromatin binding. The transcript is spliced from 2 exons.